Pimephales promelas (fathead minnow) is the source of this 1855-nucleotide messenger RNA. The record is from RefSeq and is a predicted model, not a curated record. Lineage: Eukaryota; Metazoa; Chordata; Actinopteri; Cypriniformes; Leuciscidae.
CGCACAGUUCGAGGACAACUCCCAGCCUGAAAACUUCGGGACGAGAAGGAAAAAGAAUAUCAGACAUAUUUCUCAGAUACUUUCACCGGGAAGUCAUAUCAAUUUGAAACUUUUUUUUCUUCCUUUUUUACACUGAUGGACGAUUUAGAGCUUUUGCCUGAUGGACCUGCAGGAUGGCCAUGGCAUGCAGGGCAGAGGUGGCAUGUCCAGCAGCAGUGUAACCCUAAGGAAGAAGUAGUCUUACAGGCCCUGGAAGAGAGCUUAGGACGAUUCCAGGUGGUGGUACUCUGUGGGAGAAAGUUCUGGGGAAUUUUCAUCUAUCAACAGCUCAUCCUCAUCUGAAGCCCUGAAUGAAAUUAAGUGUACACCCUGUGAGACAACAUCGAAAUCAAUGUGCAAAAGGAGUGGAAGAUGCCCUGCUUGCUGAUCUGGAAAAUUCAGCCUUUCCUCUGGGUCACUAUCCUGUCCUACUGACCUCUGACCCUCCGGUGAACUCUGAUCCUCCAUCCAGUGCUCAGGAUCCUGCCCAGAACCGGCCACUCCCUCCAGCAUACACCCCGCAACAAACCGUUUCUGCUGCGAUGAAGUCGAAUGGCUCUCAGAACUCUAACCCAGACAAACUUUACAGUACCGUAUGUAAGCCACGCUUCCAACACACAGCAGACCCUCCUCCUGCUUUCACCUCUGCCUCGGUUCUGGGGGGAGGGCUGAGUGAACUUGAUCACUUACUACAGGAGCUUAAUGCCACACAGUUCAACAUAGCAGAUGAGAUUUUGGCUCAAUUUCCCAGCACCAAAAAAGAUGAUAAGUCUUCAAAGUCUGGUCCGUCCUCAACUUGCUCAGCGAAACCAUCAGCUACAUCUGCUACAUUAGAGCUGGACAAACUAAUGGCAUCUCUGUCAGAUUUCAGAGUCCAAAGCACACCAGCAGUAACUGUGGCGGCAUCUCCACAGCAAACAGCUUCUCGACCCCCUGCAUCCUCUGGAGGCUCGUUGGACAGCAUGUUGGGUCUCCUCCAAUCAGAUCUGAGUAGACAGGGAGUGCCUACCUCCUCGAAGGGAAACUGUUCCACUUGUCAGAAACCAGUUGUGGGACAGGUGGUAACAGCUCUGGGACGUGUUUGGCAUCCGGAGCAUUUUGUUUGCUCUGAGUGUGAAUGUGAGCUUGGCAAUUGUAAUUUCUUUGAGAAAGAUGGUCGACCAUACUGUGAGCCCGACUACUUCACCCUGUACUCACCUCACUGCGCACAAUGCAACAAGCCCAUACUCAAUAAAAUGGUGACGGCGCUGGAUAAAAACUGGCAUCCAGAAUGCUUUAGCUGUGUGAAAUGCAGCUGUCCAUUUGGAGAUGAAGGUUUUCAUGACCGUGAAGGGAAGCAGUACUGCCAGCAGUGUUUUCUAGCCCUUUUUGCCUCUCGUUGUCAGGGUUGUUCCCAGCCCAUCAUGGAGAAUUACAUCUCAGCCCUAAGUGCUCUUUGGCAUCCACAAUGCUUUGUUUGUAGGGAAUGCUAUAGCCCAUUUGUGAAUGGGAGUUUCUUUGAGCAUGAGGGCCAACCCUUAUGUGAAGCUCACUACCACCAAUCACGAGGCAGCUUGUGCCAGGCAUGCCAGCAGCCCAUCCUGGGGCGCUGUGUCACUGCGAUGGGUGCCAAGUUUCACCCACACCAUCUGGUGUGCCACUUCUGCCUGAAACCCCUUAGUAAGGGCUGCUUCAAAGAGCAGGACAGCAAACCAUACUGCCACCCCUGCUUCAUCAAACUCUUUGGCUGAGAAGAACGAAGAGAGAUGAUUAAACAUAUUACUCAUGCAAUGUUUAUACUGUGAUGAAUAUUCUUUUCCUUUCUUCUCUUUCUAAA